GCCCCGGAAGUGCUCGUGCGGCUGGUGACACGUCGCAGGGCGGCGGGUGCGGGGCUGGUCCCGGGGGCCGCAGACACCCGCCAUGUCCGGGUUCGACAGCUUCAGCACAGACUUCUUCCAGACCAGCUACAGCAUCGAUGACCAGCCCCCGGCCUAUGAUUACAGCGGCAGCGCGUACAGCAAGUAACUCCUGCGUGCCCUGGGUGGUGUAACGGGGGCGGCUGGGGAGCCGCUCGGUCGAGCUUCUUCAGCGCCCGAGCUCAGAUCCUUGUGGGACGGCAGUAUGGAGGCUAUGAGUACUCUCAGCAGAGCGGAUUUGUCCCCCCGGACAUGAUGCAGCAGCAGCCGUACACAGGGCAGAUCUACCAGCCGACACAGACCUACACUCCAACUUCAGCACAGUCUUUUUAUGGAAGCAGUUUUGAGGAUGAGCCUCCUCUGUUAGAAGAAUUGGGGAUCAAUUUUGACCACAUCUGGCAGAAGACACUAACGGUGCUACACCCAUUGAAAGUAGCAGACGGCAGCAUCAUGAAUGAGACCGACUUGGCUGGACCAAUGGUCUUCUGUCUGGCUUUUGGAGCCACGUUAUUACUGGCUGGUAAGAUGCAGUUUGGUUACGUGUAUGGAAUAAGUGCAAUCGGCUGCUUAGGGAUGUUCUGUCUCCUGAACCUCAUGAGCAUGACAGGCGUCUCCUUCGGCUGCGUCGCCAGCGUCCUCGGAUACUGUCUCCUUCCCAUGAUCCUGCUUUCCACUUCUGCAAUUGUCUUCUCCUUGCAGGGAAUGAUAGGGAUUCUUCUCACGGCUGGAAUCAUUGGCUGGUGCAGUUUUUCUGCUUCCAAGAUCUUUAUUUCUGCCCUGGCGAUGGAGGGACAGCAGCUGCUGGUGGCGUACCCCUGCGCUUUGCUGUACGGCGUCUUCGCGCUCAUUUCUGUGUUUUGAACAGACUGUCCAAACCGUUGGACUCCAGUGGGCCAAAAAAGCGUCAACUUGGAACGUUGAAUCGGACCAGAAACGGCUGCAAACAACUGUGUAGUGUCACCGCCGCGAAACUGAGACCAGGGCUGAAUCGUCUGAGCAAUGGAAACAAGUGUCUCUUGUUCACUUUUGUAGGACUUUGAAUACUGUUUUCAAUUGACCUGAGGUGUCUAUAGCUUUAAUAAGUGUUCACGCUUACCAAGUUAAUGUACUUUCCUUCCCAUUCCUCUGUCUUUAGAAAAGUAACUUUUGGUUGUUAUUUGAGGACUGGGGAUUCUUAUUUGUUUUGCUUUGUUUUCUUCUGUUUGUUUUUGGUAGGGGGGCGGGGCAGGGGGCGGGGCUGCAGUUACACAGAGUUUCAUCAGAAAAAGUUACCAGUUAAAUCACUGCAGAUGAAGUAGAUCUGGGGUUUUCUCUGAAUCGAUCUGCAGUUGAAAAGAACAUAUUUCCCGCCCCCUCUUAGCAAAAGCAAAACGCGCCAAUGGCCACAAGCAAUUAGAGUAUUUUCUAUAUUUCAACAAAUAUACUCUUAAGCUAUUCGGUCUCAUUUAUUUGUUCGUUUGAUGUGAUAAUACUUCAGGAUUUAAGGUACUCAAAUUAUGAAUUAGAAAACAGAUACUUCAAGGGAUCUGUAAUUCUGUCACACUUGGAGUUUGCCCGCGUUUGGCUGCCUGGGUGGCUGCGUGUUAACCUGGCUUUCUGAAGGUGACUCCAGGUGGAGUUCCUCUCCCGGUGGUGCGUACGCUGGCAGGUGAGCAGUGAUCUCUUCUGCAGUUCUUCCCACAAAAACACCGUUUUGAAAAUGUUAUGCUUGUCAGUAUUGUAGUUACUGUAAAAUAAUUUAAGGCAUAUUGAUUAAAUUUCCUGAAAUUUUGAAAAA
Molecule: messenger RNA, 1855 nt
Organism: Columba livia (rock pigeon)
Lineage: Eukaryota; Metazoa; Chordata; Aves; Columbiformes; Columbidae
Gene: YIPF5
Product: Yip1 domain family member 5
Exons: 6
Coding region: 331-939 (202 amino acids)
Biological process (GO): endoplasmic reticulum to Golgi vesicle-mediated transport; regulation of ER to Golgi vesicle-mediated transport; vesicle fusion with Golgi apparatus
Cellular component (GO): trans-Golgi network; membrane
Source: RefSeq, a predicted model, not a curated record